CAUGGCCAUGAAUGGCCUGCUUGAAGGCCCCCAAUCUCCACUUUUGGAAGACACGGUCAUUGGAGCCAUAGACAACAAAGGCCGUCCCGCCAGGCGAUCCACCUCCGGCCGUUGGAGAGCCGCAUGUUUCAUCGUAGGCGCUGCAGUUGCGGAGAGAUUUGCGUAUUUUGGCAUAGAGGCGAAUCUCAUAAACUACCUUACGGGGCAGCUGGGCCAGUCCACCGCCGCGGCUGCCAAGAAUGUGAACACCUGGUUCGGGGUCAGCGCUUUACUGCCAUUAGUGGGAGCCUUUGUUGCAGAUUGUUAUGUGGGUCGAUAUCGCACCAUUGUUGCUGCUUCUCUUCUUUACGUCCUGGGACUGGGUUUGCUAACUCUAUCUGCAGUGUAUUCUUCUCAAAGCCUUUCUGACUGCCAAAACACUGAGAAAAUCAUGUCAUGUUCACCUUCUCGGCCCCAAGUACUCUUCUUCUUUUUCUCUCUAUAUCUAGUAGCAGUUGCCGGAGGUGGGCACAAGACCUGCAACCAGGCUUUUGGGGCUGAUCAAUUUGAUGGACAGGAUCCGGAGGAAUGCAAAGCAAAAAGCUCCUUCUUCAACUGGUGUAGUUUUUGUCUAUGCAUUGGUCUUUCAGUAAGUAUGCUGACCUUGAGCUAUAUUCAAGACAAUCUUAACUGGGUUCUUGGAUUUGGAAUCCCCUGCAUCGCGAUGGUUGUGGCUCUACUCCUUUUCCUGCUUGGAACUGAUACUUAUCGGUAUAGUAUCAAAAGAGACGAGAAGAGCCCAGUUAUGAGAAUCUGUAAGGUGUUUGUUGAAGCAGCAAGGAAUUGGAGAAUAACCCCAUCAUCAGAAAAAGUUAUUGAAGAGGGAGAUCCAGGAACCCUGUCUCACCAAGGGUCUCAAGAAUUCAAGUUUCUGAACAAGGCCUUGCUUGUGCAAAAUUGUUUUGAGGAAGAUGGAAAGGCAUGCAGCGUCAGUGAAGUUGAGGAAGCAAAAUCAGUUCUGAGGCUGUUUCCCAUAUGGUCUACAUGCUUGGUGUAUGCUAUUGUGUUGGCACAGUCAUCUACUUUCUUUACUAAGCAAGGAAUGACCAUGGAUAGAUCAGUAUGGUCGGGCUUUGACAUACCGGCUGCAUCACUUCUAGCUUUUAUCAGCCUCUCCAUUGUCCUCUUUGUUCCAAUAUACGACCGCAUCUUGGUUCCUAUUGCAAGAGACUUCACGAGGGAGCCAUCUGGCAUAACAAUGCUACAGAGAAUUGGAAUAGGGAUAUUUCUAUCUUCCAUUUCCUUAGUAAUUGCAGCAUUAGUUGAGAUGAAACGGCUUAAGACAGCUCAAGAGCAUGGCCUGGUUGAUAUGCCAAAUGCCACGGUUCCAAUGAGGGUGUGGUGGUUGGUUCCCCAAUACGUCUUAUUUGGACUUUCCGAGGUGUUCGCCUUGGUUGGGCUUCAAGAGUUCUUCUAUGAUCAGGUCCCAAAUGAAUUAAGGAGUGUAGGUGUCUCCCUCUACCUCAGUAUCUUUGGUGUAGGGAGCUUUCUGAGCAGCUUUCUUAUCUCUGCCAUUGAGAAAGCAACAGGUGAAGAUGGCCAAGAUGGCUGGUUUAAUGAUAACCUCAAUAGGGCACAUCUUAGUUACUUUUAUUGGCUACUUUCUGGGCUCAGCAUGGUAGGGUUGGCUACCUACUUGCAUUUUGCAAAAUAUUACACUUAUAAUAAAGGAGGUGUUUCAUGAAUA
Vitis riparia (riverbank grape) is the source of this 1726-nucleotide messenger RNA. Its product is annotated as protein NRT1/ PTR FAMILY 5.10-like. The transcript is spliced from 4 exons. NCBI's taxonomy places the organism in Eukaryota, Viridiplantae, Streptophyta, Magnoliopsida, Vitales, Vitaceae. Gene Ontology annotation, molecular function: tripeptide transmembrane transporter activity; dipeptide transmembrane transporter activity. The record is from RefSeq and is a predicted model, not a curated record. Gene Ontology annotation, biological process: dipeptide transport; transmembrane transport. Gene Ontology annotation, cellular component: membrane. Bases 2 to 1723 code for a protein of 573 amino acids.